UGGAACUCAUCUGCUUCUCCAUUUGCAGUGUCAGUCCUGUGUGAAACCAUGGCGAGGGGGAACACCACCUCAGAUUUCAUCCUCCUGGGGCUCUUUAACCACUCAGGAGACCACCUCUUCCUCAUUGUGAUGGCUCUUACAGUUGCCUUCACCUCCCUCGUGGGCAAUGCCCUCAUGAUCCUGCUGAUUCACCGGGACCCCCAGCUGCACACGUCCAUGUACUUCCUGCUGAGCCAGCUCUCCCUGAUGGACGUGAUGCUUGUCUGCACUAUUGUGCCCAAGGUGGCUGCUGGCUACGUGACAGGGAGAAAGUCCAUCUUCCCCACUGGCUGUGGUGUACAGAUAUUGUUCUUCAUCACUCUGGAAGGGGGAGAGUGCUUCCUCUUAGCAACCAUGUCCUAUGACUGCUAUGUGGCUAUUUGCCACCCCCUGAGAUACCCCAUCCUCAUGAGCUGGCGAUUAUGCCUGAGAAUGACCUGGGGGUCCUGGUUCCUGGGGGCAGCUGAUGGGCUCGUGCAGGCUGCUGCCACCCUGAGCUUCCCAUUUUGCAGGACUCAUGAGAUUGACCAUUUCUUCUGUGAGGCGCCCGCUCUGGUGCAUUUGGUUUGUGGUCACACAUCUGUCUUUGAGUACGCCAUGUACACCUGCUGUGUGUUAAUGCUCCUGGUCCCGUUUUCCCUCAUCCUGACCUCCUACAGUCUCAUCCUUGCUGCUGUUCUCCAGAUGCGUUCUGCAGAAGCCCGCAGAAAGGCUUUUGCCACCUGCUCCUCACAUUUGGCUGUGGUGGGACUGUUUUAUGCAGCUGCCAUAUUUAUCUAUAUGAGACCCAAAUCCUAUGGGUCAGCUAACAUUGAUAAAGUUGUUGCAGCAUUUUAUACUAUCUUCAACCCUAUGCUGAAUCCCAUUAUCUAUAGUCUAAGGAAUAAUGAGGUGAAGGGAGCCCUGAGAAAGUGUGUGGGUCAGUGUACAGCCUUGAGUCAUGACUAA
Molecule: messenger RNA, 987 nt
Organism: Manis pentadactyla (Chinese pangolin)
Lineage: Eukaryota; Metazoa; Chordata; Mammalia; Pholidota; Manidae
Product: olfactory receptor 2T8-like
Exons: 1
Coding region: 49-987 (312 amino acids)
Biological process (GO): G protein-coupled receptor signaling pathway
Cellular component (GO): membrane
Molecular function (GO): olfactory receptor activity; G protein-coupled receptor activity
Source: RefSeq, a predicted model, not a curated record